This is a messenger RNA of Bombus pyrosoma, 2729 nucleotides long. It is a transcript of the gene Gen, whose product is annotated as flap endonuclease GEN-like. Gene Ontology annotation, molecular function: four-way junction DNA binding; 5'-flap endonuclease activity. The record is from RefSeq and is a predicted model, not a curated record. Lineage: Eukaryota; Metazoa; Arthropoda; Insecta; Hymenoptera; Apidae.
UGCAUAUAGGCCCCAACAAAUACGUUGUAGUGAAAUGUUUACAAACUUUAGUUCAAAUUAGUAAAAAUGGGAGUAAAAGAUCUUUGGAAUAUUUUGUCGCCUUUGAGCGAGAGGAAACCGAUGUUUGAGCUUCAAGGAAAAACGGUAGCCAUUGACAUGAGUUGUUGGAUUGUGGAUAGUCAAACAGUAACUGAUCAUUCUGCACAACCAAAAAUGUAUCUUAGGAAUCUCUAUUUUCGUACAGCAUUUCUCCUCAUGCAAGGAAUAUCUCCAGUAUUUGUAUUGGAAGGGAAAGCACCUACUUUGAAACAUAAGACAAUUGCAAAGAGAAAUGACGUCCGCUCUGGUUUUCGCGAGAAAAAAACUGCUUCUAAAGGAGGUAGAACACAGUUUAAUAGAAUUCUCAAUGAAUGCAAGGAAAUGCUUCAACUUAUGGGUUUAGCGUGUGUACAAGGACAUGGGGAAGCAGAAGCAAUGUGCGCUUAUUUAAAUGAAGAUGGGCUUGUUGAUGGAUGCAUAAGUCAAGACAGUGAUUGCUUUUUGUAUGGAGCCAAAAUAGUUUACAGAAAUUUUUGUACAAGUACACAAGGAAAUCGUGGGAGUUCAGGUGGUGCUGUAGAUGAAUAUAAAUUAGAAAAGAUAGAAAGGUUAUUAGAAUUAGGGAGAAAUAAAAUGAUAGCAUUAGCUUUAUUAUGUGGUUGUGAUUAUAAUGAUGGACUGAAUGGAGUUGGCAAAGAAGCUGCAAUGAAGCUUUUUAAAAUUGUAAAUGAUGAAGAUAUUCUUGAACGAAUGAAGAGUUGGAGGACCGAUACUACUUUAGAUUAUAAAGAAGCAGAAUUACUGAAUCCAAAUUUGUGUUCGUCUUGUGGACAUAGUGGUAAACUACAAAAGCAUACAAAAUCAGGUUGUAUAGAAUGUGGGACCACUGUGAAAUGCCAUGACUCUUAUAAAGAGAAAAGAGCUUUAUUAUUGAAUGAAAUUGCUUUACGAAAAAAAGCUCUUCUUAUUGAAGAUUUUCCAAACCAAGAAUUAAUAGAUGAAUUUCUUAUUAAAAAAGCUUCAGUACCUGCAAAAAUAGAUAUUCAGUGGAAACAACCGCAAGUGAAUGAAUUCAUAGAUUUCAUGGAACGAUAUUUAUCUUGGGAACCACAAUAUGCAUUUGAGAAGAUAUUUCCUCUAGUGACUCGUUGGCAACUUGUACACCUUCCAGGUAUUUCUGCAGACAACCGUCUAACAAUGCUCGAUUUAUACAUACCUGAAGCAAUAAAGAAAGUUCGGAAUAUUAGGUCUGUUGCGAGUUACGAAAUUAUUUGGAAGACUGAUCAUAGUACGAUAAAAAGAUUAAAAGAAUAUAUUGCAUUAGAUAAUGUGAGUGAUAAUGGUGCAGAUAUUCUACCUGAAUUGACAAGCAUUGAGCCACAAACUGCAGUACAGAAAUGUUAUCCAGAAUUAGUUGAGGCAUUUGAAAAUGCAAAAAAUGCGAAAACAAAGAAACGACCGAAUAAAAAGAAAAUACAAAACGAUACAGAUGCUAGUGAUAAAAAACGUAAAGCAGAAAAAAGGCGCCAGAAGAGAAAUGCAAAAACAGAAAAUAAUAGAAAAAUUGAUGAAUUUAUUUCCAAAAAUGAUCCUACGUCUUUAGAAGAAUCUUUCCGGAGGAUGAGUAUUACGCCAAUAAGAAAAGAAGUGAUAAAGUUAAACGCGGUCCUCAGUUCGAAAAAGUAUUACAAUUAGAGAAUAUCAAUUCAAAAUUAAAUAAUACAUUGGAUAGAAUGUUUAAUGAACUUUCACCGGAUGAUUUUAUUGACGAGAACGAUGAUCAUGAUGUAAACAUGUCAGAGAUAAUAGACAAUAUAUGUAAUCAAAGGGUCUUCAAAUUUAAUGUUUCGGAAAAUGUGCAAACAUCUAAAGAUGAAAAUAAUUUAUGUGAAAAAGACACUGAAGAUGUGAAAAUAGUUGACGACAUAGUUAAUUUUGAAACGAACUCUGAUCAAUGUUUCAGAAAUGAUGUAGUUCAUAAUCAAUCAGUUGAUGAAUUUUCUGAUAUAAAUGAAUCCUAUAUUCCUCUUAAUCACAGAAUAAAUUGCGAGAAACCGAAGAGAAGGCUUCAAAGAACUUCUACGCUAAUAAACGAUAGAUUUAGUCUUGGAUUUGAUGAUCUUAUGAAUGAUACCGACCCGGAAACACAAUUUCUCACGUAGCAUUUAAUAUGAAGUGCGUUUCUUUACGUAAUUGAGUACACAAUUGGUUACUAAAACAAGUUACCAGAACAAGUACAAAAUACCAUUCAUUGCCAUCAUAUUGUAGUAUCUACAAUUUAUUGUAGUAUCUAUGUUCAUACAUAAUAUGUUUUAUAUAAUUUUAAAAGAUCUUUCGUAUUUCUAAGUAACUAAGUCGUUAUUAUUUCAAAUCUUAUAUUUUUUUAUAAAUUCGAUUUUAAUUACUAUAUAAAAUAUUACUAUAAUUUUUCAACGUUGAGAAUCUCAUCUUCAUAUUUAUAUAAAUAAUAAAAUGAUAAACUAAAUUUGAGGAACGUAGCGAAAUAUUACCGCGAAGGUAAGAAAUUUUUUAUCAAUAAUUGCUUGGGAUUGUGUUAAUAACGAAGAUUGAUUUAUGUAUCCAAUUUUAUGUAUUAUUGUAUGAACUAUGUUUUAAUCGUAUAUUUUUAAAAUAUGCUUUUAAAAUGUUUAAAUCGUAUUUGUUCAAAUGCAAAAUAAUUGUUUGAUACA